UUUGGGUUCCCGCGGUCGAUUGGCGGUUGAGCCAGUCUGAGUGUCAUGGUUAGAUUGUUGGCUGUCAAUCAUAUUGCCCCUAAACAGUACCUCUGCUCGCCACGGGGUAUGUAAAUAUGGUUGCCCUCGAUGCACACCCGUCCACUCAUGCGAACAGUCAUUCUCUACUGAUUGAACUUCUCUUCUCAUCAUGCCUGGGGGCCUCCAUCCACCACUCUCGGUCAUCGAGUCGUGGCCUGCGCCUAACACCACCGAUCCAGAAUCCCAUAGUCAUGCGGCUUCCAUUCUCGCCGCCAUAUUUGGAGGCAUUGCGGUGGUCACCGUUAGUCUCCGACUCUGGGCCCGCUGUGUGAUUCAGCGACAGGGGGGAUGGGAUGAUAUUUGUGUCGCUUUCGCUCUGAUUCCUACCAUUGGCCUCAACAUUGCCGUCCCUCUGGGAGCCUACGUCUACGGCGAAAACCACCACGUCUGGGACAACACGCUCCCCAACCUCAUCAGCGAACGCAAGCUGGCCAUCGCCGAAGAACUCUUUUACGUCUUCGCCUCCUGCUUCGUCAAAGUCUCGGUGCUGCUCUUCUACCGCCGCAUGGGCAACCGCACCACCAUCUCCCCCAAAUUUCUCACCAUCAUCUACCUCAGCAUCGCCUCGGUCAUCGCCUACAACAUCGCCUUUCUCAUCGUCAUCUUCGUCUCCUGUCGUCCCUUCUCGGCCUACUGGAUGGAAAUCGACCCUACCUACGCCCUGACCCAGAAAUACCGCUGCUACAACGAACCCGCGCACCUCAUCGCCGCGACGGCUAUCAGUCUCACUCAGGAUUUUAUCACCACGACUCUUCCGGCGAUCUUUAGCUGGAAACUCCAAAUGCCAGUGAAGCAGAAACUCCUCCUGAAUGUGGUCUUCGGAUUAGGGUAUCUAGCCGUCGUGGUCGCCGCUAUCCGGAUCUACUUCGUC
Messenger RNA from Aspergillus ibericus CBS 121593, 952 nucleotides. RefSeq lists its product as uncharacterized. The transcript is spliced from 3 exons. The annotation marks the transcript as partial. The record is from RefSeq and is a predicted model, not a curated record. Lineage: Eukaryota; Fungi; Ascomycota; Eurotiomycetes; Eurotiales; Aspergillaceae.